This is a messenger RNA of Botrytis byssoidea, 1641 nucleotides long. RefSeq lists its product as uncharacterized. Gene Ontology annotation, cellular component: fungal-type vacuole membrane. Gene Ontology annotation, molecular function: basic amino acid transmembrane transporter activity. Gene Ontology annotation, biological process: basic amino acid transport; transmembrane transport. The record is from RefSeq and is a predicted model, not a curated record. Lineage: Eukaryota; Fungi; Ascomycota; Leotiomycetes; Helotiales; Sclerotiniaceae. The transcript has a single exon. Bases 1 to 1641 code for a protein of 546 amino acids.
AUGUCUUCAUCCAACCACUUGGAUGAAGAAACACCCCUCCUCGCAGACACCACGACUUUACCCUCCCAAUCACCUCCAUCUGAAUCUGCAAUCCAAGACCCUUCCACAUCUGAAGCGACAAUCAUCCCCAAUGAACAAAGCACCAAACGUUUAAUAGUAACUCUUGGAGCAAUCUGGGUGGGUGUCUUCCUCGGUGCUCUAGAUUCAACAAUCAUCGCUACCCUCUCCGCCAGCAUCUCCACAUCCUUUAACUCCCUCUCUCUUCUUUCCUGGCUCGCCUCUGCAUAUCUCAUCGCAAAUGCAGCUUGUCAACCGCUUUCUGGUCGCCUCACAGAUAUCUUUAGUCGGAGAACUGGAUUGAUUGUGAGCAAUGUAUUAUUUGCCGCAGGAAAUUUGAUAUGCGGAUUGGCGAAAAACGAAUGGGUGAUGAUAUUUGGGAGAGUGGUGGCAGGAUGUGGAGGCGGUGGAUUGAUGGCUAUAAGUACUUUUGUAGGAAGUGAUUUGGUUCCGUUGAGGAAGAGAGGUGUGGUGCAGGGAAUCGGAAAUAUAUGUUAUGGAACGGGAGCCGGCCUGGGAGGGGUUUUUGGAGGUUGGGUAAACGAUACUUGGGGCUGGCGAAUGGCCUUUUUGGCUCAAGUUCCUUUUAUUAUCGUUUCAGGAAUUCUGGUCGCUUGUCUGGUUGAUAUUCCUCCCAAGAAGAGCGAGAAAUCGAAGUUAUCGAGAGUGGAUUUUAUGGGUUCUUUCGCGCUGGUUCUUACUCUUGUUCUUCUCCUGCUAGGACUCAAUUCUGGUGGUAAUAUCGUACCGUGGAACCAUCCGCUCGUCUAUGUUUCGCUCCCCCUUUCUCUCGUUUCGCUUCUUGGAUUUAUCUACAUCGAACUUUACAUCGCCUCGGAACCUGUUAUCCCAGUUCGCCUCCUCGCAAACCGUACUGUUCUCGCCGCUUGUCUUACAAACUGGUUCGUUACAAUGGUCGUCUUUAUGAUUAUCUUUUACGUUCCUUUAUAUUAUCAAGUCCGGGGUGAAUCUACCACCGCCUCUGGUAUGCGUCUUAUUCCGCAAUCAAUCGGAGCUUCUGUCGGAUCUCUUGGUUCCGGAAUCAUCAUGAAUCGAACUGGAAAAUAUAAAUCAAUUAGUUUGAUAACACUUGCAAUGCUUGUUAUUGGAACCGGUCUUCUAGCAACUCUCGAUUCUAACAGUCCGGAUUGGCCAAUAUAUCUAUAUCUCUCCUUGACAGGAAUUGGAUACGGUGCAACUCUCACAACUACACUUCUAGCUAUUAUCUCAGCAGUAUCGCAUGAUCAUCACUCGGUUAUCACAUCAGCUUCAUAUGCGUUCCGUUCCACAGGCUCAACAAUUGGUAUUACCAUUGCAAGUGCAGUGUAUCAAAAUAUACUCAAGUCGGAUCUGUGGGAGAAAUUCGGAGAUAAACCGAAUGCGGAAGAGAUCAUUGGGAGAAUUCGAGAUUCUUUCGAUGAAUUGAACAAACUCCCUGAGGGCUGGAAAGAGGGUGUAACGGAAAGCUUUAUGGAUGCUUUUAGGGGUGUAUUCUUGACGGCACUAGGUUUUGCGAUCUUAAUGGCUGGGGUGGGGAGUCUGAUGAAACAAAAUGUUUUGCAUGAAAGGUUGGAUAGGAGGUAG